UAUCGAUUGAAAGCAGUUGCGCGAGCGUCGUCGGACGGAAAGCACGGAAUCGCGUGAUCGUGAAGUUACCGUACCACACUGUAACCCGCUGUUCGAUUGGUGUUGUUUGAUUGUGAAAUCUGUGAAGAGUCACCACCGUACCCCCCCGUUUCAGCAUGAAACUGUUUGUAGUGUUGAUGGCCCUGGUGGCCGCUGCGGUUGCUGCACCGGCGCCCCAGUUUGGCUUCGGAUAUCCCGGCUUUGGAGGAGGAAAAUUCUAUCGGAAAGCACUGCGUAGAGGCUUUAUUCCGGUAGCGGUUCCGGUUCCAGUAGCGGUAGCACCGAUCGGUGUAGCGCCGGUCGGUGUACUAGCCCCAGUCGGAUACGUAGAUCCAGGCCCCCACUAUGGUGGACACUACGGUGGUCCGGUCGGUGGUCUGCUCGGUGGUGGUGGAUUCUCCGGCAGCCAGGCUAACGCACAGUCCGCCUCGUUCAACAUCGGUCUAGGCGGCAUUUCGGGCUCGUUCAGUAACUCGAACGCUAACUCGUUCGGCGGUGGCCAUGGCGGUGGUUUCGGUGGAUCCGGUGCACAGGCGUCGGCACAGUCCGCCUCGUUCGGCGGCGGUCUGGGAGGUUUCGGUGGUUCGGCCUCCAAUGCCCAAGCGUCGGCUAACUCGUUCGGUGGAGGCGGCGGUGGUUUGUUCUUCUAAGUGAAGCGACCCGUUUUGGAGUCUGUAUAUAAGCAACGUCGCUAACGGGUAGCGAUAGAUGACACAACCCCUCAUUUACAUCGUCAAAAUAUUGGCCGUGAACGGAAUCGGUCGUUCUCGGCUGCGCUGAAGCCAUUUUCGUGUUGUAAGCUAUUUCUAUAUGUUUAUUUAUGAAUAAAAUAUCGUGGGAAAAUUGAAA
This is a messenger RNA of Anopheles arabiensis, 888 nucleotides long. RefSeq names its product glycine-rich cell wall structural protein-like. Bases 156 to 689 code for a protein of 177 amino acids. Lineage: Eukaryota; Metazoa; Arthropoda; Insecta; Diptera; Culicidae. The record is from RefSeq and is a predicted model, not a curated record. The transcript has 6 exons.